AUGGACCACGCAUCGUCAGUGCAGCAAGAGAAUGCACAGAACACGCAGAGAGUUAGCAGGAAAGAAUUAUUGGCGAUUUGGAAAAACCAAAAAGCAGCAGAUCAAGGAAAACCUGAUGCCAUCAAGAACAAGACAUUGGGGAAACCACUGGGUCCAAAGAACGCAUUAUCUGAAGUGACUACGAAUGGAAGGAGAAAUGUACUAACUACUACCGUUGACAAGCAGUCAGCACCUAUCGCAGAUCCGACUCCAUCUGCCGCUGCCAGCUUUCUCAGCAAUGUCUCCACUCGAAAGAUCAAGGUCUACAAGUCUCCUCACAAGUCUGGAAUUGUGCCUCCUCACAAUACUCCAGUUUCAAUGCUCACUGACGGCAAUGGCCAUAAACAGGGAGGCAGAACUGUUGACUUGCUAAACCAGUCCACUCGGUCACUAGAUUUGAUGGAUGAGAUUGAAGCGAUAAUAGGUAAAUCUCUGGACUCGGAUGCACGUCCCACAACUCCAACUAGAUCAAUCAAAACACAUCUAUCAACACUCUCGCCGUAUACAACACCGUCAGAAGUAAAAGCUCUACAACUCCAACUAGAAGCUGAACGAGAACACACUGCUCUACUACAAUCCCAAAAGGAAGACUUGACUAGGCAAUGGCAGCAACGAGUACACGAACUAGAAAAGACAUUAUCAGAACGGGACAAUCGACAUCGUCAAAUGAUGGCUUUGCAAGAAGAUGAAGAAGAUGGGUUGAGAGGAGUGUUGUCUGAAUUAGAGGCUCGUAUUGCUACUCUAGAAUCUCGCUUAUUAGAAACUAAUGAUUUGCAUGCUGAUCAAGUCACACGUCUACAGCACGACCUGUGGGAGGCUCAGACUGAUGUACACGCAGUGACUGGCCAAUUACGCGAUGUAGAAGCAAACAGGACGGAAUGGAGUGCCGCUGUUGCUCAACGAGACUUGCAAAUAGUGGAACUACGAGCUUGUCUUGAUGAUCGUCGAGCUAGUAGUGCUAAUACCACCAUUAUCAAACCUGUAAAAUCCACCGAUACCAAUGAUCUCGUCAACGAUGAUAUACAUAGUCAGAGUAAUAGUAGUACCGAAUACCAAACGCAACUAGCAGAUAUACAACAAGAAGUAUCCGAUGCAUAUGAAGUCAUUGAAGCGCUAGAAUCUCAAAUCAAGGAGCUAGAGGAUUGUAAAUCGGCAAAUGAGAUUCGAAUAGACGAGCUGGAAGGGGAGUUAUUGACUGCUCAAGUACAAUUGGAUCGAGCUCAUUGUGAAUAUGGAGAGCAAGUGAAGCAACUUCAAGAUGGUUUGCGGGCUACUAUUACAGAAAAUGAAAUGUUAAUGGAGCGUUUGCAUACUGCAAUCUCCGAGCAAACUGAUGGAAACAGUAUUGGGGUUCAGACAGAAAUGCCACUAGAUCGUAUUCUGGUCGAAGUCAAGGAAUUGAACAAACAAAACAAUAUGCUUCGAUUCCGAGGUGAAGCAUGGCGACACCAGUAUAUGAAGAGUCAAUCCCUGCAUCAAGAGAAUGUUCAUGAACUUACUCAAAAGAUGGAGGAAGAUUCACAGAAAUGGUCUGCAACGGAGUCACUCAUUGACACAUUACGACAACAAUUGAUUGAUGCGGUAACUAAAUCCAUACAAAAGACAAAUGAAACCGAAAUUAAAUAUCAAUCUGAGAAACGUAAGGCUGAUAUGCUGGAAGAACAACUCAAAAGUGAACGUGAGCAGAGAAGGAAGAUCGAGAAGACGGUAGCUGAACACUUUUGUAUGGGAAGUCGUCGUACUAGCAGCCAAGAUACGGUGGAGAACAAGUAG
This is a messenger RNA of Synchytrium microbalum, 1812 nucleotides long. RefSeq lists its product as uncharacterized. The coding region runs from base 1 to 1812 and encodes 603 amino acids. The record is from RefSeq and is a predicted model, not a curated record. The transcript is spliced from 7 exons. NCBI's taxonomy places the organism in Eukaryota, Fungi, Chytridiomycota, Chytridiomycetes, Synchytriales, Synchytriaceae.